UUAUCAUUAUUUAUCCAUUAUAAAAAUAUCUGGCUGGGUACCCAAAUUAAUGGAAAGUGAAUCAAUCAGCAUCUUCAACGUGGCCCAAUAAGUCCCACUCAAUUGGCUUCUUCUACUUUCCUACAUAUCUCAUUCCGUCAACACUUCGCCGAUCACUUUUUCCUCCUGUCUACAAUGGGGGAAAUUUCCGUUCUUUCAUUCCUUUUAAUAAUCUCUUUCUGCCUCACUCCAUUGACCCUCUCCAUCCAAUCCAACGAUCACGAAACCUUCAUAAUCCACGUUUCCAAAUCAGACAAACCCCAUGUUUUCACCACCCACCACCAUUGGUACUCCUCAAUUAUCCGAUCCGUUUCUCCACUCUCUCAACACCCUUCUAAUAUCCUCUACACCUACGAACGCGCUGCGGUGGGCUUCUCCGCCCGCCUCAGCGCCGCGCAGGCUGAUCAGCUCCGCCGUAUUCCCGGCGUAAUCUCUGUCCUUCCUGACCAAGUCAACCAUCUCCACACCACACAUACUCCUACCUUCUUGGGACUUGCUGAUACCUUUGGCCUAUGGCCCAACUCCGACUAUGCUGACGACGUCAUUGUUGGAGUUCUGGACACAGGAAUCUGGCCGGAAAGACUGAGUUUUUCCGACGAGGAUCUCUCUCCAGUUCCUCCAAGUUGGAAAGGGAAAUGCGUGACUGGACCAGAUUUUCCUGAAACUUCAUGCAAUCGGAAAAUAAUAGGUGCUCAAAUGUUUUACAAAGGGUAUGAAGCUAAACACGGCCCAAUGAAUGAAACAAAAGAAUCGAAAUCACCAAGAGAUACUGAAGGACAUGGAACACAUACAGCAUCCACUGCAGCUGGUUCAUUAGUAUCAAAUGCUAGUUUUUACCAAUAUGCAAAAGGUGAAGCUAGAGGAAUGGCUAUAAAAGCAAGAAUAGCUGCUUACAAGAUUUGCUGGAAAAAUGGCUGUUUUAAUUCUGAUAUACUGGCUGCAAUGGAUCAAGCUGUUGAUGAUGGUGUGCAUGUUAUUUCACUUUCUGUCGGUGCUAACGGAUAUGCUCCACAUUACCUCUAUGACUCCAUUGCCAUUGGAGCUUUUGGUGCAACCCAACAUGGCAUCCUCGUCUCAUGCUCAGCUGGAAAUUCGGGUCCUGGUGCUUAUACAGCAGUGAACAUUGCCCCGUGGAUACUCACUGUUGGUGCAUCAACAAUAGAUAGAGAGUUUCCAGCAGAUGUUAUUCUAGGAGAUAAUAGAAUAUUUGGUGGCGUUUCCUUGUACUCUGGCGAUCCCUUGAACGAAACCAAAUUGCCAGUGGUUUAUUCCGGGGAAUGUGGUAGCAAAUACUGUUAUCCAGGAAAGUUGGACGCGAAAAAAGUCGCUGGCAAAAUUGUUCUGUGUGACCGUGGAGGCAAUGCUAGAGUCGAGAAAGGAAGUGCGGUGAAGCUGGCAGGCGGGGUCGGGAUGAUACUUGCUAAUUUGGCUGAUUCUGGUGAAGAACUUGUUGCAGAUUCACAUCUUCUCCCCGCGACGAUGGUUGGUCAAAAAGCAGGAGAUAAGAUAAGAAAAUAUGUUAAGUCUGAUCGAUCACCAACGGCUACGAUUGUGUUUAGAGGAACAGUUAUUGGGACAUCUCCGGCAGCGCCACGUGUAGCAGCGUUCUCCAGCCGUGGACCGAAUCAUUUGACACCGGAGAUUCUUAAACCCGAUGUUAUUGCACCGGGUGUCAACAUUUUAGCGGGUUGGACAGGAGCUAAUGGGCCAGCUGAUUUGGACAUUGACCUGAGAAGAGUGGAAUUCAAUAUUAUUUCUGGAACUUCCAUGUCGUGUCCUCAUGUUAGUGGAUUAGCUGCUUUACUUAGAGGGGCCCACUCUAAGUGGACCCCAGCAGCUAUAAAGUCAGCACUCAUGACAACAGCUUACAAUUUGGACAACUCUGGUAAGGUAUUUAGUGAUCUUGCCACUGGAAAAGAAUCUACUCAUUUCGUUCAUGGAUCCGGGCAUGUCGACCCGAACCGAGCACUGGAUCCGGGUUUGGUUUAUGAUAUUGAGACCAGCGAUUAUGUGAAUUUCCUAUGCAGCAUUGGCUAUGAUGGCGACGAUGUUGCUGUGUUCGUGAGAGAUUCUUCGAGGGUGAAUUGCAGUCAACGGAGUUUGGAUACUCCGGGAGACCUGAAUUACCCGUCAUUCUCCGUUGUUUUUAACGGUGAAAGUAACGGUGUGGUUAAAUACAAGCGUGUGGUGAAAAAUGUAGGCAAAAAUACAGAUGCUGUGUAUGAAGUGAAGGUGAACGCACCUCCAUCUGUGGAGGUGAGCGUGUCACCAUCGAAGCUUGUUUUCAGUGAGGAAAAGAAUAGUUUGUCGUAUGAGAUUAGCUUUAAGAGUAAGAGCAGUGGUGGACUGGAGAUAUCGAAAGGGAUUGGAUCUGCAUUUGGUUCGAUUGAGUGGAGUGAUGGGAUUCACAGUGUGAGGAGCCCAAUUGCGGUGCGCUGGCAUCUUCACUCUGCUGCAUCCAUGUGAGUAAUGGAUGUUGUUGGAUCACCGUGACAAUGUAGCUGAGGAUUAUGCUUUACUGAAGAACAAUAAAUUGGAAUGAUGGCAAACUGGAAGGGAAAUACCAUCCGAGGACCAUUGAAGUUCCAGUUAAUUUCACUUUCUUUCCCUUUUUUCUUGUUUCAGAUGUUUUUCAGAUUGAUGUACAUAUGAAUGAAGAUUGUUACACAGUAAUUAACAAGCUUGGUGCUUGACUUCAUGAAGUUAAAUAAAUAGAUCAGCUAUACGCGA
Messenger RNA from Lycium ferocissimum, 2769 nucleotides. RefSeq names its product subtilisin-like protease SBT1.4. The record is from RefSeq and is a predicted model, not a curated record. Gene Ontology annotation, molecular function: serine-type endopeptidase activity. The coding region runs from base 175 to 2505 and encodes 776 amino acids. NCBI's taxonomy places the organism in Eukaryota, Viridiplantae, Streptophyta, Magnoliopsida, Solanales, Solanaceae. Gene Ontology annotation, biological process: proteolysis. The transcript has 2 exons.